Lachancea mirantina is the source of this 267-nucleotide messenger RNA. The record is from the annotation of a GenBank genome assembly. NCBI's taxonomy places the organism in Eukaryota, Fungi, Ascomycota, Saccharomycetes, Saccharomycetales, Saccharomycetaceae.
AUGGCCCACGACAACACACAAGAUCAGCAAAACCUUACCAAAUACCAAGUAGAGGCGCAACAGGAGUACCAGGAUCUCUUGAACGAGGCGCCCGACGAGUGGGACUCACGGAUAGACAAGACGGGCUGCUUCGCAGAAAACAUGGCCCUUCAGCUCUGCCACGCAGACACCAACGACUGGAGGCAGUGCUUGGGAGAAAUGGCUAGCUUUAAGAAGUGCUGGGAGCAAAAAGGUAACAGAGAACGAGUGGGAACCAUCGACAGGUGA